Molecule: messenger RNA, 2619 nt
Organism: Zasmidium cellare ATCC 36951
Lineage: Eukaryota; Fungi; Ascomycota; Dothideomycetes; Mycosphaerellales; Mycosphaerellaceae
Exons: 3
Coding region: 1-2619 (872 amino acids)
Biological process (GO): mRNA processing; primary miRNA processing
Cellular component (GO): nuclear body
Source: RefSeq, a predicted model, not a curated record
AUGGACGACUACGACGAUGCCCGCAGUCCUGACCUGAUGACAGGCUCAAGGCCUGUGCGCGAGCGGGACGACUAUCGAUCUGCCGAGGCAUACCGUGAUAGACGUCGCUCACCAGAUCGUCGACGCGGAACCGAUCGUGACCGAAGGCGUUCCCGCUCGCCCGCCCAGAUCGACCGAUACCAGCCCGACCGAGUUCGAGAUGACUACGCGUAUUCUCGUGGGCGCGAUGAACCCCAUCAACGGCGACGGUCGUCACCUCAGGCCAUCGAUCGCUAUGUGCCGGGUCAGGAUCAGCCUCCAAUCACUGUCAACCCCCUUCCUGAUCCGAUGAAACUCGACUUCCAGGUUGGGUUUACGUGGUUUGCAGAAUGGUGGCGUGUAGAGCAGCGUGUGAAAGAGGAAAAGGAGCGCUUGAAGACCGGACGUCCGCCACCACGGAUGAGAGGUGAGCGCGAGUCGCGAGAGGAUCGUGAGGCUGAGAGACCCAAGAUACAAGCUGCAUACGACCAGUACAAGGAGAAUCUGCAGAAGUCUCAGGCGCAGACGUUCGUCCGUUUGCACAAGAACGAAGACUGGUUCCGGGAACGCUAUGUCCCUGAAGUCCGGGAACCGUUCAGGCGCAAGCUGAUGGAGUAUCGCAAGGGCUUGUUCGCGCAGUGGGAAUCUGAUCUGACGACUGGUGUCUUCGACGAGUUCACUCUCGAGGGCAUUUACAAGUCCGAGUCCAACGGCCUGGGUGGCAUUCUUGAACGCGAGGAGGGAGAAACUUCGGCUGCGGCGGAGGUGCUAGGUGUUGGAGAUUUACUCCCAUCCAAAGGAGGCGAUUUGCGUGACCCUGCCGCUACGCAGCCUACCCUGUUGAUUAAGACGAUUGCACCUACCGUGACACGCGACAAGUUUGAGUCUUUCGCAAAGGAGCAUCUGGGCGAUGAGGAGGGAGGUUUCAAGCAUCUCUCUCUAUCCGACCCCAAUCCACUGAAGAAGUGUCAUCGCAUGGGCUGGAUUAUCCUCAGCUCAGAGCCAGAGCAAAACGACCAGGAAAUGACUAUUUCUCGAGGUGAAGACGGCGAAGAAGGAGAAGAAGGCGAGGCUCUGAAAUCCGAUUUGCCAAGUGGACUGUUGAGUACGAGCGAGAAAGCGCUCGAAAAGAUAAAUGGCAAGACGAUAGAGGAUCCCGAGCGUGGAAACUUUACAGUGCACUGCGGUGUGCAUCGCCCACCAGAUGCGCCCAGGAAGAAGGCUUUGUGGGAUCUGUUUUCUGCCCCUGAGCGCGUGGCUCGCGACCUCGAACUCGCCACGAGACUCGUCCGCAAGCUUGACAACGAACUUGGCGACGAGUUCUUUGGUGUUGCCAAGAUCGAAGAGCGAGUUCACGACCUGUCUGAACGUGGCUUGUUGAAAGCAGUGGAGCCUUCGCAUCCCGCAAAGGACCCAGAUGCGAUGGAUGCUGAGGCUGAAGAAGGCGAGGAGGAGGAAGGCGUGGUCGAUGAAGACGAGACCGACGACGAAGAGCUCUUGAUCAAGAAAAAGAAACUCGACUUGCUUGUCGAGUAUCUGCGCAGAGUCUACAACUUCUGCUUCUUCUGCGUCUUCGAGUCCGACUCGGUGCAUGAGCUGCAGCGCAAGUGUCCAGGUGGGCAUUUGCGUCGUCCUCGUGCCAGUCUUACCUCGGCUGCAAAGGAGACUGCUCGGGCAAGUGCUUCAGGUGAGGCAUUCCCACUGAGGAAGAAGGGGACAGAUAUCAAGACUGAGGACACGGAGGAAGCCAUGGAACCAGAAAGCCCGGUCGAGGAGAAGAAGUCGUUGAUGAAGCCGAACACCAAAACCACACAGCAACUUCAGCGGGCUUACAACUGGGUCAAGACCUUCGAAGAGAAGGUGCUCCAGAUUCUGGAACCUGACAACGUUAAUCUGCGCAAGUUGGGUGGCACACCAUUGGAAGAGGGCGUCGAGAAAGAGCUGAGCAAGUUUGUGUCGCAAGAAGACGUGAAUAAGUUUCGCUGCAAGGUCCCCGAAUGCACAAAGCUCUUCAAGGGAGUUGACUUCUGGCGCAAGCACGUCGAGAAGCGCCAUGCUGACUGGUACGAGCGUGUGCGUUCGGAAGUGGAGCUGGUCAACACGUAUGUGCUUGAUCCAGCUCACAUUGCUCCUAGCAGGAGCGAUGCCAACUCGAACGGACAUUUCCCACUGAACAACCACGUCCCCACCGGCACUCCGCGCGGCUUCCAGCUUAACCAGCAAUUCCCAAUAGGCUUCUCGAUGCCACCUGGCAUGACAGGCGGCCAACCCCCGGGCAUGACACCGAUAUUCCCGCAAGGCCAGCCCGUUGCAAUUCCAGGCAUGUGGGGUGGUCAACCACCAAUGGUCGGAGUUGGACCCAUGCGCAACAACGGCCGAAGCUACGGCAUGAACGGUGGAUAUCGAAUGCCCGGGCCUUAUCAACGAAAUGGCAGAGGCCGAAUGCCCUCGAUGAGCGGCGGACGACCUGGCAUGAUGGGAAUGAUGGAAGGCGGUACUGCUACCAUGGGUCCCAACGAGGCGGUGGUUGGGCGUAGUCUACGCAGUUACGAAGACCUGGACGCCGAUAAGGGAGAAGGAACAGGCGAGCUGAACUAUUAA